AUGUCUAACAUUCUGGAUAAUUUAGACAGCGUUAAUAAGAUAUUAGAGUCAUACCUGGAUGAACUCGACCUGUGGCAGAGAGAAGUAGACAAUAUUAGGAUAAUGCACCAUGAAGUUUGGAAAGGCAGCAGAUUAUCACCUUUGAUUAAGCAACACCGUGCUGGAAGCAGAGUUGAAAAACAGACAAGAAUCUUACCUAUCGGUGGUCAGACAGAUGUCGAUUACAUGUUUGAGGUCGUGGGGAUUAAGGUUUUUUGCAAUGGUAACCGAGAUUUUAUGUAUUUCAAGUCUUGUUCUCAGCAAAACUCAGACGUUGAUGACGAAUAUGAUAUGUCCAACUCAUUUGGAAGGAUUUACGUUAGUGAGGCUUACAAAUCGUAUUUGGAAGGUCAUGAAAUGUAUGGGAAGAUAUUCGCCGAGGCCAUGAGUUUUGACCAAACGGAGAAUGCAUUCUUACUCAUUCCUGGAAAGUUUAAAGAGAAUGUAGUACAAAAUUGUGGAUUAGAUUACACAAGAAACGAAGUCCUUCCUUCUACCAUCAGUCCCUCAAUAUCUGGACAGGGUGCAAUGAAUGAGUACGAUGGAGUUCCUUGUCUCAAACUCGUCAGUUGGCCACGAGAAGCCUUGGGUUGGAUACACCGUGAAAACCGAAAUGACAUAGCUUUUCAAAAUGAGUGGAAAUCACAAGUUGUUGAAAAUAUCCCUCUAUUCCUGGUUCCAACUGGAAACCCAAUGUCCAAGGAACAGAACGUGCAAUUCCGGCUCUCGUUUUCCAUGGUUGAAAUAGCCUGCUUUCAACAAAUGACAUCUCCAAUGAGGAAAAUGUACGGUAUUGUCAAGUAUGUAUUCAAGGCUCUAUUCCACGAUAUCAAUCUUUUGAGCUCUUAUCAUCUCAAAACACUGAUACUGUGGAAGAUCGAUCAAACGCCUAUUGAGGAAUGGAAAUCCAAGAAAGCAACAGAAUUUAUCAUGGAAAUGAUGAAAGAUGUUUACCAAGCCCUGAAUGAUGCUAACAUCCCUCACUUUUUCGUUGAAAAUUGUAACAUUUUUCCGGUCCAUAAAGUCACAGAUGAAAAUGUUCUUGAGUACGUAACCAUUUUUCAGAAUAUGCCAUAUCGGUUGCAAAUGAUUCUAGAAAAUCUCCUGCAAAAGGAUUUGGGUACUCCAACUAGUGACAAGUGGCUCAAUUUAGCCAUGGUCAAGUUGAAAAGUAUUCGCCAGACAGGGUUGGAAGUAUACAUUGAUGGCUACUUGACAAGACUGCUCAGUGUCAUUACAUUCUCGGUAACAGAGAACUUUGCACAGAGCCGUCAGCAGGGAGAAGCUUCCUGGGAAGAGAUGGAAAGGAUAUUUGCCAAAUACGACCACGACCAUCAUAUCUGCAGAAUCGCUGACAUGGCGAAUUCCUGCAUCUGUCGUCUCGAGCCAAGUUCCAGAGUAAUUGGUUCAAGAACUACCCCAGAACACUCUUCUUGUACAGCAGAUGAAAUGAGCCGACUAGUCCAUGAAGCAUUCGAGGCGUACACCGAUGGAACCUUUUCGACAGCCAUGGAGUACAUCAGAGAAGCAGAUUCGCUUCCACGUUCCAGCAAUAAGACAUUAGAAGGUAUUGGAAUUUCAGUUACCAAAUUUCAUAAAUGCUUACUCCACGACAAACCGAUACUUAACGUCAUUCAGAUCCUUGAAAGUGAACACAACGGAAGGUGCCCACGCUUUUACUUGGCUCCAUGUCUAAUGUUACAACACAUGAAAAUCCAGCUGAAAUUAAACUCACUGCUACACAAUACAACAGCUCUUCAGCAAAAGCUUGAUAAGCUCCAAAGUAUCGUCCAAAGACUGUCGCCUACCGAGCCAUAUCCUGGAAGACUCUCCUACAGAUUUGCAGGCGUUUUUCUCUUACGAGGAUACGAACGAUUCAUUCGUGAUCAGCAACUUUCUGUCUCGAUUAUUAUUCCGUCAGAAACAUUUAACCAAAAACGUUUCGCAACCAACUUUAAUUUAAAAUAA
Messenger RNA from Pocillopora meandrina, 2007 nucleotides. Lineage: Eukaryota; Metazoa; Cnidaria; Anthozoa; Scleractinia; Pocilloporidae. The record is from the annotation of a GenBank genome assembly.